UUUUCUAUUCUACAUUCUUUAAAAUAAAAAAAUAAUAGAACCGUUAAUCUGAAAAAAAACUUCAGAAAUAUUUGAACAGUGUGCUAAAGUCAGUCAUAUGGGGCUCUACUUUUCAAGAGCGUCUAUAUUUUUUGAAAAAAAUCAGGUAGCCAUUUCCGGAGAACAAGGGAAGAGGAAGAGGCAAACGAAGGGCUUGGAUUGGAGGAAGUGAAUAGGAAUUUGCAUUAUAAUGCCUGUGGAGUAAAGAAUAUUUGAGCAGGGAAAGCCACGCAAAAUGUACAGCGGAUCCAGUGAUGGUGAGGGCAAUGAUGGCCUCUCGAAGAAGAUUUCCCAAGCUUCGUCGAUGCCCUGGGUUCGCAACUUACGCAGAUACAUUGGAUCUGGAGCUGGUUUGGGUUCUGAGGCUCUCAUGGAACUGGAAACAAAAAGGAUUCUUCUUGAACUUUUCAAAGAGCGACAACAGAGGACUGCAAAUAUUGGGACAAUUCCUAGCUUCUACAGAAAGAAGCCUUCUGAGGGAUCUAUUGCUUCUAGGGUUCAAAGAUUGGCAAAGUUCAAGUUUUUAAAGAAGCAAUCAGAUUUACUAUUAAAUGCAGAUGAUCUAGACACCAUGUGGGUAUGCUUGCGAGAAAAUUGUGUCAUCGAUGAUUCAACUGGUGCUGAAAAGAUGAACUAUGAAGAUUUUUGCCACAUAGCAUCUGUUUGUGUAGAUCAAGUUGGUCCAAAAUGUCGGCGUUUUUUCUGUCCAUCAAAUUUUAUGAAGUUUGAGAAGGAUGAGUCUGGGAGGAUAGCUAUCUUGCCAUUUUACCUUUAUGUUAUGCGCACGGUUUCUCUGACCCAAGCACGAAUAGAUAUGAGUGAGCUUGAUGAAGAUGCAGAUGGUUUCUUGCAGCCACAUGAAAUGGAAGCUUACAUAAGAGGCCUUAUUCCAAAUUUGGCACAGCUCCGUGACAUGCCUACUGCUUUUCUCCAUAUGUAUUGCCGUAUUGCAGCUCAUAAAUUCUUUUUCUUUUGUGAUCCUCACCGACGAGGGAAGCUGUGCAUAAAGAAGGUUUUGUUAAGUAAUUGCCUCGCGGAACUAAUGGAGUUACACCAGGAAAAUGAAGAGGAAGUUGUUGAUAGUGACCAGGGCGAGAAUUGGUUUUCUUUAGCAACAGCUCAAAGAAUUUGUGAUAUGUUUCUUGCAUUGGAUAAGGACAUGAAUGGGACAUUGAGCAAGCAAGAACUUCGGGAUUAUGCUGAUGGCUCCCUCACUGAUAUCUUUAUUGAACGUGUAUUUGAUGAGCACAUCCGUUGUGGUAAAAGUGGUGGAGGAAAUGGUCGUGAAAUGGAUUUUGAGAGCUUUCUUGACUUUGUUUUGGCUUUGGAAAAUAAAGAUACACCCGAGGGCUUGACAUAUCUCUUUCAUUGCCUUGAUCUCAAUGGAAGAGGAUUCCUCACAACGGCAGAUAUUCAUACCCUUUUUAGGGAUGUGCAUCAGAAAUGGAUCGAAGGUGGAAAUUAUGAUCUCUGUAUAGAAGAUGUUAGGGAUGAGAUCUGGGAUAUGGUCAAGCCGUGCGAUCCUCUGAAGAUCACUCUUACAGAUUUGCUUUCAUGCAAACAAGGGGGCACUGUAGCUAGCAUGCUAAUAGAUGUCCGUGGCUUCUGGGCUCAUGACAAUCGUGAAAGUCUUUUACAGGAGGAAGAGGAAGUAGAGGAAGAAUGAAAUUUUCUUUAAUUCUAUUGAGUGGUUGUCUUUGGUAUCACCAUGCCUCUUGAUAUUAGAAUAUAAUCUGGAGUCCUUACUGUCACUAGACGUGGCUAUUAACUGUGCAAUGCUGCAAUUGGUUGGGAAUGCAAAUGAAUGUGCACAAGGACAAAGGCCUCUUUUAAUGUUAUGAAUCUUGCACUUUUGUCAUUUCUUGUUUGGAAUCGUGUCAUAUCCACGUAUUCCUUCCUAAUAUUGAAUAGAUUAUAUCCAAGAAUAGAAUAUCCAUGAGACUAACAUUCUGUGUUCUUACAAAUCGUUGCAAUUAAUAUUAUUUCUGGGUUCAUGGGGGCAUGUUACUUGGACCUACUAAUCAGAUGAUAUGUAACUAAAUACACAUUCGAGAGUAUUUCCUUGCCCUGGAAAGCCUAGACCUGUGAUUUCUCCUCGAGUGUUGUAUAGUAGCAUUUCAUUAUUUCACAUAUAUGUAUUAAUUUACAGCUGAUGUUAUAUUUGUU
Messenger RNA from Cryptomeria japonica (Japanese cedar), 2205 nucleotides. Its product is annotated as probable serine/threonine-protein phosphatase 2A regulatory subunit B'' subunit TON2. Lineage: Eukaryota; Viridiplantae; Streptophyta; Pinopsida; Cupressales; Cupressaceae. The coding region runs from base 275 to 1705 and encodes 476 amino acids. The record is from RefSeq and is a predicted model, not a curated record. The transcript has 13 exons. Gene Ontology annotation, biological process: regulation of dephosphorylation; microtubule cytoskeleton organization; cortical cytoskeleton organization. Gene Ontology annotation, molecular function: calcium ion binding. Gene Ontology annotation, cellular component: centrosome; spindle.